Messenger RNA from Pneumocystis murina B123, 3395 nucleotides. RefSeq lists its product as hypothetical. The transcript has 2 exons. Lineage: Eukaryota; Fungi; Ascomycota; Pneumocystomycetes; Pneumocystales; Pneumocystaceae. The coding region runs from base 75 to 3395 and encodes 1106 amino acids. The record is from RefSeq and is a predicted model, not a curated record.
AAUUUUAAAGGCAUAUUGUAGAUAUUUUUAUUAUAUGUUUAGGACCCAAAAACUAUAGAAAAUACUUUUUUUCAAUGAUUAAUAAAAUUAUACUGAUAGCAAUAUUAAAUUUAAUUGCUCUUACAUAUGGAAAUCAAAACGUAGAUUUAAGUAUUAGGAGCUCUCAGACAAAUGCAGUAGAUCCUUCGUUUGAAAAUUUUAUUGAUAGAGAAAAUAUUUAUGCUUUUAUUUUAAAAAAAGAUUAUGAUGAUGAAAACAAAUGCAAAGCAAAAUUUGAGGAAUAUUGUGAGGAAUUAAAGAAUAUAGAUCCAGAAUUGAAUAAAGUGGAUAAUACUGUUAAGGAAAUUUGUAAUAAUAACAAUAAAGAAAAACAAUGCAAACUGAUAAAAAAAAUAAUUCAAGGAAAAUUAAAAAAAAUGGCCAAAGAAAUUAAGGAUUUUCUUCAUUAUGGGGGUCUGGCUCAAAAAUGUAUAGAAUAUAUAGAAGAAUGCUCUUUUUUUCAAGACGUUGACUUGGGUGAAAUUAAAAAAAACUGCAUUUUAUUGAGAAAUGAAUGUAGCAAAAAAAAAAAUACCAUUAUUUCACAGGAAGUCAUUUUAAGAACUUUAAAAGUGUCUUCUAUUAGUUUAAGUGAAUGCAAAAGCAAUAUUUAUAAUUUUUGCUCACUAUUAGCUUGGGAAUCUGAUACAUUAAUGGAAUUAUGUAUUGAUCAGAGUAAUUCAUGUUUAGUAUUGGGCUCUGCUACUUUUAAUUUCUGUCUUUCUAUAAGUCGUAGUUUUGAUAAUAAUAAAGAAUGUCAUGAACAACUUGAGAACUGUUAUUUUUAUAUGCCAUUUUGUCAAAAUGCUAAGGAAAAAUGUGAUGAAUGGGAGAAGGAAUGUUUGAAAAAAAAUAUUACAUAUAAGUCUCUAGAUUUGGAUUUAAAUCCGCUUAAACCACCAAAAACCCUCCUUCAGAAGAUUAAACUAGAAGAUAUUUAUAAAAAAGAGGCAGAUAAAGGAAGUAUUAUUGGAAAGCCAGAAAAAAUUGGCUUUAGAGAUUUUAUAUUGUUUUUGAGCCGUUUAGAAGGAAUGCAUAAUAUAGAAGAAGCAUGUGAAAAUGCUGUAAAAAAGUAUUGCAGAAAUACUAAAUAUCUAAGUUAUGAGAUAAACAGUUUUUGCAACGAUCAAGAUAAAGAAAAAAAAUGCGCCGAAUUAACAAAUGUGAAAGCGAGAUGUAUAAAUUUUAAACUGAAAUCUUAUCUAAAAGGAUUGUCAACAGAAAUUAGUACUAAAGAGUCACGUGCUUUAGACUGGGAUAAGCUUCCAAAAUCUCUUACUAGGAAAGAAUGUAUAUACUUUUCAACGGAAUGCUUGCGUUUAUCAGGGAUUUGUAAAAAUGGAAUCAAUCAAGUAUGUGAUCAUAUAAAUGAAGUAUGUUAUAGAAAGGCAGAAAAUGCGGCAUUGAAUAAAAUAUUUAUGCCUGCAUUACGCGGAAUUCUUUAUAAUUUUGAAUCCAAUGCAACUAUGUUAAGUUGUCAAGAAAAGGUAUUAGAUAUCUGUACAACAUUUAAAAAUUCCAAUAAAAGAUAUUUUGCAAAAUGUCUUCGACCAAAAGAGCAAUGUCUUGAACUUAAAAACUAUAUUUCCUCUCAGUCGGAAGAAUUAGAACAAGUUUUGGAUAAUGUACGGGAUUUACCAAAAGAAAGUGAUUGUAUUGAACUACAAGAGAAAUGCCAUGAUCUUAGAGGUUAUUCAAAUUUCAUUGAUAAUAAAUGUGUUAUAUUGAAUAGACGCUGUAGAUAUUUAGAAAUUACAAAAGAAUUGAAAAAAAGAUUAUUAAAAAGAGGAGAUGAUGUAUUAAAAACUCAAGGAAAUUGUACGGCAGGAUUAAAGAAAGAAUGUAAGGAAUUAUCUAGAAGAGGAAAGGAAGAGUUUAGUGUUUCUUGUGCUUUACGAGAAGAAACAUGUAGUUUUAUGGUAAAACAAACAGAAAAUGAGUGUAUUUUUUUAAAAAAUAACAUGGAGAGUGAAAAAAUUAUAGAUAAAAUUGAAAAUGGAAAAACAAAUGAAACAUUGGUUGAAGAAAUCUGCAUGUUAUGGUAUCCAUAUUGUCAUCAAUAUAUGGAAAAUUGUCCAGAUAGGUUGAAAAAAGGAGACAAUGGGAGUGGAAAAGGAAUCUGUUUACAACUGGAAGAGAAAUGCAAGCCAUUCUUUGAAAAGUUGAAAUUGGAGGAUGAGUUGAUGCAUAAAUUGAAAGGUAGUUUAGGCGAUGAAACUAAAUGUAAAGAAACAUUAGGAAAACAUUGUACUGAAUGGAAAAAAGAAGGGAAUCAAACAUUGAAUAGUCUAUGUGAAGAUACUAAGAAAGAAGAACUUUGCAAAAAGUUUGUUGGAAAAAUAAAAGAAAAAUGUCAAACCUUAGAAAAUGAACUGAAUAAAGAGAAAGAUGAAUUAAAGAAGAAGAAGGAUGAAUACGAAAAGGUGAAACAGGAGGCAGAAGAAUUUGCGAAGAAAGCUAAGUUACUAUUAUUAAGACUCGGGAAAGAUGUACAAGGUGCUGAAUCAAAGGUGCAAGAUAACAGUUCUCCUAAAUCAGUGCCACCAUCGGCACUACCACCAGCACAACCACAGCCACCAACAGGGUCAUCAAGACUACCAUCAGGAGGAAUACCAGCAGGACUACCAACACCAGGAGGAUCAACACCAAGUGGAACGACAAACACGAAUAAUGUUAUACUUGUUCGGAGAACAUUUGUAAGUGGAGAAGUAUCAGAAACAGAAAAGAAGGCAUUUGUUGCAACGGCGAGAGCAUUGGAAUUGUAUUUAGAAUUGAAAGAGAAAUGUAAAAGUUUGAAAGGAGACUGCGAGUUUAGAAAGGAUUGUCCAGGGUGUGAUGCGGUCUGUACAGAAAUAGACAAGUUAUGUGAAGAAAUAAAACCAUUAAAAGUUACACCGCAUCAUACAAUGACAUUAAUGACGACGGAGAUAACGACUACAACAAUGAUUACAACGACUACAACAAUGAUUACAACGACAACAACAACGACUACAACAACGACUACAACAGCGACAAAGUCAAUACAUGGAGAGAAAGUAACAGAACAAUGUGCAUUUUCUCAAACAGAUAUAUGGAUGACGAAUACAUCAUUGCAUACGAGUACGAUGACAAGUACAUCUACAGUGACAUCUACGGUGACAUCUACGGUGACAUCUACGGUGACAUCUACGGUGACAUUGACGUCGAUGCGAAAAUGCAAACCUAUGAGAUGUACCAGUGAUUCAAGUAAAGAAACAGAAACACAAAAAGAGGAAGAGAAAGAGGAAGAAGUGAAACCGAAUGAAGGAAUGAAAAUGAGAGUUCCAGAGAUAGUAAAAAUAAUAUUAUUGGGAGUGAUGGUUAUAGGAAUGUUAUAA